CCCUCACACACACACACACACACAGUUUCGUUUUUGUAAACUUUGUUUCUUCGCGGUUCCAGUGCACCUUUUAGAUGAAAUGUAUACAAUAUGGCGUCCAGGAUGGUAAGGACGUUCAAGUUUCCCAAUUUAAUGGUUAAUAAAGUGAGAAACACUCCUUCUGACUUGAACAAAUUCCAGUGCAUGUCAGUAGUACCAAGAUUUUCAACACAGACAGUCCCAGAGAAAAAAGCAACUGAUGAUGGCCAGAAGGAUGAACUGUACAGACAGAUCACUGUGGAAGUGAAAGGUCAUGAUCCUGCUGUCAUGAAAAGUUACGAGAAGUUCACAAGGAUGGCUGCAUCAGGACUUGGGGUGGAUAUAGCAAAGAUAUUUGAACCCCCCAGGGUGAUCACAAGAUUGAGUUUACUCAAGUCAGUGUUUGUUCAUAAGAAGCAUUUUCACCAAUAUGAAGCAAGAACUCUGUAUAAAGUCAUAGAGCUGAAGCAUAUCACAGGGUCUACUGCCAGUACAUUUCUAGAGUACAUACAAAGAAAUCUACCUGAGGGCAUGGCAAUGAAAGUCACUAAGCAUGAAUUGCACCCACUCCCAGGGCAUUUGAAACCUCCAAGUUCGUCAAGGAUGAAUGCGGACACUCCCAGUUUAUCAUCAACAGAAUUUUUAGAGUCCAAUAAUGUAUCCAGUUUGUCCAGUGCCAGUGUUCCAUCCUCAGCAAGUUCAGUGCAACCAGAUGUGAAAUUGUGAUUUUUUGUUGACAAUAAAAUUGUAUUGUGUAAAGUG
This is a messenger RNA of Aplysia californica (California sea hare), 780 nucleotides long. RefSeq names its product 28S ribosomal protein S10, mitochondrial. The transcript is spliced from 6 exons. The record is from RefSeq and is a predicted model, not a curated record. Lineage: Eukaryota; Metazoa; Mollusca; Gastropoda; Aplysiida; Aplysiidae. Bases 91 to 744 code for a protein of 217 amino acids. Gene Ontology annotation, cellular component: mitochondrial small ribosomal subunit; mitochondrion.